CCCUUUGGUCAUUCUUUAUUAGCAUUGCACUCUUAGGCGCAGUCUAUCUUUGUGGGUCUUCCCGCCUUUUUGCAUGUUUUAGAAAUUUCAUAACCCCAUAUCCGAUGGCAGAUCCGUCACGAACAUGUGGCCGGCACUAUGUGUGAUGGCAAAAGGGACCUUUGCAUUCAUAAGAAUACUCUGCGGUGUCACGCCGCAUGCAUGGAAGACAGGAACUUCACCCUCAUCGACAGUGAUCGAUUCCCCCCAUUCAGGAUUAUCAAUGUCCUUGAUGCCAAUAGCCAAUGCCGACCCUACAGCAACCGGUCCGCCGUGAGCAUGUGUGUACUUGGAAGUAAUUUCGAUCUGUGGAAAAAGAAACAAGAAAUGAGUUGGUUGUUUUGUUAGGUUCAAGAUUGAUUUCUUGGACACAAGAAAAUAAUAGGAAACAUGUAUUGCUUACGUGUUUUGAAAUUUGCAAGGCAGGAAUGGGUUUCAUGCUGACCACCAUGUUACCACUCAGUGAACCGGCCGAACGACAUUUGAGAGUAGUGUUGUACAUCGGUACGUUUUUUCCCUGUUCGGCACUCUUUAGUGGAAUCCCAGCAUUCAUCAAUGCCCCAUCGUAUGAGAAGCUGCAUCCGAUCAAAAAGGCUACAGAGUUCUCGGGCCAAUAGCUGGUGACAUCCGUUACUUCUUUUUCGAGUUUUCCAUUGCGAUAGAUAGCGUAUCUGCACAAAAAGAGUUUUGUCAGGAGAGAAAAAUGAAGUGAGAAACGACGAGGAAGCGAACAAUAACCGGUUAUUGCCUCGCCCCGUAUUCUUUGUCAUGGCAAAUACAAAUUCGAUUGUUCUACUCACUUUGGCACGUCAGUCCUCAGAUCUGCCCCGGGUGCAACCCCAAAUGGAUGGGGAGAGCCAACAUCGCACACCUCAAUGAGGGGACAAGCCUUUGGAUUGCGCUGGCAAAAUAGGAGAAAGUCAAAGGAUAUCGGCCCGUGGGGCAAGACAACCAGAUUGCACUGCAUAAACCCCGGGCAAACGCCAUUGGUGGGCGUGGUAAAAUCUCCCCUCCGGACCUCCUCGCGAAAGGCACGUGAGAGAUGCAAUACCUCAUGCAACCGGGGAGCCCCGUGCCAGUCCAGGCUAUUGUUUCUGCUGUUGCAGCCAUUUUUGGCGCGAUCACUUUCAUGGUCGUCCUGUGGGGACGCGUGGACGUCGCAAGAACCAUCGGCGGGAAAGGCCUCGAUCAAUGGUUCCUGGUUUUGCGGUAAAGGUUCCGUUGUCGGAGGCUUGAACGCCUGCUGCACGUCUCGGAUGUCGACCUUGUUGCUGUUCGACGAGCGAGAAGGCCCUAUCUUGAUCCUACCCACCGCUCGCUGCAAAUCAUCCAGUUCGGACUGCGUAAAUGUGUUGGCGGGGGAUCCCUCCUGGGGUUGACAGGCCGGCAAUAGCUGUCUCAAAACCUCGUCUUGCUCUUCUUUCGUCAGCGUGUUGUUGUUGAUUUUGAGGUGGGGGUCAGUAGCGGUCAUGGUGGAGUCUUCGAUUCGGCUUUAUUGUGCAGUUU
Messenger RNA from Pseudo-nitzschia multistriata, 1545 nucleotides. Lineage: Eukaryota; Bacillariophyta; Bacillariophyceae; Bacillariales; Bacillariaceae. The record is from the annotation of a GenBank genome assembly.